UCUUUUUAGAGCCACAAGCCUAAAAAGGAAGGGGGAAGAGACUUGGAAACAGCAACUCUUUACUCUUCAGAGUUACCUUCUUUCCAUUUUCAAUCUCUCUCUCUCUCUCUAUCUGUUCCAAAGUUGAAUAGUUGAAUACAUUAUCUAUUCUCCUUGCCCCUUCCAAUAAUUUUCACAAUAAAAACCCAGUCCUUAUAAUUCUCCCUGUUGCUGCUUUAUGUUCUGUUUGUUCCUUGGAAGACAAAAGCUUUACUCUUAUCUUUCUCUUUCAAGACUAUUCAUCAAACUGUUACCAGGAAUCUAAUGAAUUCUUCUUCUUCUGCUGCUGCUGCUGUUGCUGCUGCUUCUGCUUCUGCUUCUGCUUCUUGUCCUUCUCUAUUCUCUGCAAUUUUUUGUUUAACUGCUUCUUCACCAUUUUAGAUUUCCAAUUUUUGCUUUCUCUAUACUUCAACCUGCAGCGGUUUUCUUUCCCUCCUCUUUUUCAAGAUUCUUCUGCAAUUUGAAAGCCUGGUGGUUAUCAAAAGACUUUAUUUUUGCCUCUUGUCUGCUUGAUUUCUGGGUUCUCUCAGGUGGAUCACUUGGACAAUAAUUUUGGUUGCACGGACAGAAAGAGAGAAAAUUACUUACAGAACAAGGAUGUUCUAUGGGCUGUAAUCUUCAGACUCCUUGGAGAUUAGCUGAAUUGGAAAACCAAAACAUUACUUACAUUGCUCGAACUACUGUGUCUAGUUGCUUAGAAGUGCAUAAGGUUACAGGGCAUUGCUCAGUAGACUUGAAACUAGGAAAUUCAGGUGAUUUGGAGGACAAGUUGGUGGAGAAAUUUGCAGGUCCAGCGGAGUUUUUAAUGGAGUCAUCAUCGUCUGGAUCAUCUAAAAGAGUUCGAACACCUUCCAAUGGAAACCAAGUCCCUUCGUGCUUGGUUGAUGGAUGCACUUCAGAUCUUAGCAAAUGCAGGGACUAUCAUCGACGACAUAAAGUAUGUGAGCUCCAUUCCAAGACCCCUAAGGUUUUUAUUAAAGGUCAGGAGCAGCGGUUUUGUCAGCAGUGUAGCAGGUUCCAUUCAUUGGUGGAGUUUGAUGAGGGAAAGCGAAGCUGCAGGAAACGUCUUGACGGACAUAACCGGCGUCGAAGGAAGCCUCAACCUGAUUCACUGUCUGUAACUUCCUCAAGGUUGUUUUCCAAUCACCAAGGUACUAGAUAUUUGCAGUUCGGUGGCUCCCAAAUGUUUUCAACUAGUCCUGAGAGCUCAGCAUGGAACGGGGCAAUAAAACCUGAGAAUGAUCCAAUGCUUUACACGAGCCAAUCGUCUCUAAACUUCGGCAGCAGAAAAAACUUUUUUCCUGGCUCCUUAUCUCAUGGCUAUAGAAGUGGAAAGCAGUUCCCGUUCUUACAAUGCACUAGCUCUGCACUCCCUGGAGAAUCUAUUUGUCAAACUAUUCUCCAUGCUGGUUCCACCUUAGGCAGUAGCUGCAGCAGCCAGAAAAUGUUAUCUGAUGGGCCAAAUCGAGUAAUUGACUCGAACCGUGCUCUCUCUCUUCUGUCAUCUCCAUCAGCUGAGAAUUGCGAAAUUCGCUUAAGCCACAUGGUGCAGCCUGAGUCUGACUUGAACCCUCCUGCCCAUUCCUUGAUCUCAAGCCUCAACUUUAGCUGUCUUGGAAUGGAAAAUGGAUCUGUUGAUUCUGUUUUGGUCUCUGAUGGCAGUAGCAAUGCCAAUCUCCACGGUCAGAGUAUGUUUCAGAUUGGACCUGAUGGAUCAUCCUCGAGCGGAUCUCUUCAGACACUUUCCUUCUCUUGGGAGUAAUAUGAAUGCCAUUUUCAAUGGAUUUAAUGCUUUAAAUGUGAAAAAUAAAAGGAUUUAAUUUCCUAAACUAUUAAAAUUACUGUGAGAUUGUUAUGAUCCUUGUGAGAUUUUGGGAUGGAUCCCUACUCGACAACUGUGACUGUAUGCAUGUGUUUUCUCCUUUUUUUUCUUGCGUUAAAA
Molecule: messenger RNA, 1981 nt
Organism: Manihot esculenta (cassava)
Lineage: Eukaryota; Viridiplantae; Streptophyta; Magnoliopsida; Malpighiales; Euphorbiaceae
Product: squamosa promoter-binding-like protein 16
Exons: 4
Coding region: 644-1801 (385 amino acids)
Cellular component (GO): nucleus
Molecular function (GO): DNA binding
Source: RefSeq, a predicted model, not a curated record